This is a messenger RNA of Carassius carassius (crucian carp), 941 nucleotides long. Its product is annotated as biorientation of chromosomes in cell division protein 1-like 1. NCBI's taxonomy places the organism in Eukaryota, Metazoa, Chordata, Actinopteri, Cypriniformes, Cyprinidae. The transcript has 9 exons. Bases 342 to 752 code for a protein of 136 amino acids. The record is from RefSeq and is a predicted model, not a curated record.
GUGUGUGUGUGUGUGUGAUGUGACAGUGUGAGGAUGAAGAGGAGAGAUUGAGCAGGACUCCACGCAGAGGAAGAUCCACCAGAGCAUCUGAAACACGCUCUGCUUCACAGCCCAAGGAGGCGGAGCCAGCUGUGGAGGAGGAGCCAAAAGAGCAGGGCCGCAGGAGUCGCCGCUCCGCAGCUCAGACCAGAGACACUCCUGCAGUGAGACCUGGACUGAAACGAAAGAGAUCAGACGAUCUUCCUGCUUCUGCACCAGACUGGAGCGCAGAGGUGAAGGAGGAACCAGAUCAAUCUGUCAAACAGAGGAAAGAUGAAGCUAGUCCAUCUGAAGAUCAGGAGAUGAUCAAAGCGAGUGAUGAAGAGGAGGAGAGGAAGGAUGAGGAAGACGUGACUCAGGAGGACCGGCAGCAGAAACCGUCCCGUCGUGGACGACCCUCCAAAACCUCCUCUGCCACAGAUGACUCUGACACAGGAGCGUCAGAGAAGAGAGAGGGAGAGAGAGAACGAGAGGAUGAUGAAGAGGAGAGCAGAGGCAGAGCGACGACUCGUGCUGCGUCUCGUCUGGAGGCAGAGAAGAACAAACCCAACAAACCGUCCACUCGAGCGCUCAGUAAACUCAGCGGGAAAGAGGAAAACUCCCCGAACACACGGUCGGUGAGGGGACGCAAGCGUGACUCGAGUCCUGCUCUUCCUCGCACACGUGGAGCACAGAAAUCUGAUGAGCCGCCUUCAAAAAGAGCCAAACGAUGAUGAGUCUCCGUUUCAUCUCCUCCGGUUCUUCGCUAGUUGUAGUUCAAAGGUCAGGGAGUGUUGGGAGAUGAGUCUGAAUCAGAGCAGCUGAGAAUCAACAUGAUUCAGUUCUGCAGACGAAUCAAGAGACUGAUGAUGAAGAACUGCUGUGUGUGAACAACUCAAUUCAAAACAUAGUAUUGACUGAGA